Trachemys scripta elegans is the source of this 10243-nucleotide messenger RNA. It is a transcript of the gene BAHCC1, whose product is annotated as BAH domain and coiled-coil containing 1. Bases 263 to 7981 code for a protein of 2572 amino acids. The record is from RefSeq and is a predicted model, not a curated record. Lineage: Eukaryota; Metazoa; Chordata; Testudines; Emydidae. The transcript is spliced from 28 exons. Gene Ontology annotation, molecular function: chromatin binding.
UACCCUGCAUCCGAGGCGUUUUCCAUCGGCCCGCGCUGCAAACUGGCUUCGGGGGCUCCAGGGGCCCGGGUCUCUGCCCUGCUCUGGAUUUGGGCUUAUCCCGCAGAUCUGGCCCGGGAGGCGGCGGCGGCCUGGCGAGGAUGAGCCGGGACGCCAGGAGCAGACGCGGGGCCCGAGCCCGCCGGAGCCCUGAAGGAGGAGCGCUGCCUCGCUGAGGAGCCGCCGCCGCCCGCCCGCCGGGCUGCGUGCCGCGGGCCCCGGCAUGGACGGCCGCGAGUUCGCGCCCCCGCCUCACCUCCUCGCCGAGCGCGGCAGCGUGGGUCACCGCAGCAGCGCCGGCCGCCUGGCCGCGUCUGGCCACAGCCCCGUGCAGCACCCGGGCCACUUCCAGCCGGGCAAGUUCUUCCCCGCGCCCAUCUCCAUGGCGGCGCACACAGCAGGGAGUGGAUUGAUGGGGAACACGCCCGCCUCGUCCUUCAUGGGCAGCUUCCUCGCCAGCAGCCUGGGCUCGGCCGCCCCCACGCACCCCACGGGCCCCGCCUCGUCCCCCUCGGAGCCGGCCUACCGGGGCCCGCACUCCGGCACCUCCCAGAUCUGGUUCUCGCACUCCCACGAAGCUCCGGGGUACCCCAGGUUCUCGGGGAGUCUGGCCUCCACCUUCCUGCCCAUGAGCCAUUUGGAUCACCAUGGAAACAGCAACGUCCUCUAUGGCCAGCAUCGGUUCUACGAAAGCCAGAAAGCAGAUAACUUCUACCUGCGGAACCUGCCGGCCCAGCCCACCCUGCUGUCAGCCAACCACAACUUCCCCACCAUUGCCCGAGCAGCCCCCGGCCACCCCAUCGGGUCCUGCAGCCGUGACCGCGAGGCCAGCCACGGGCAGAAGAACCACAAGGAAUACGACCGCUACCUCCUGGCCAAGGAGAAGGCGGGCAAGGGGGAGGCCAAAGAGAGGCUGGGGGAGGAGGACGUGAAGGAGCGGCACAAGCUGGUGCUGCCCAUGACGCCCGAGGGGCACUGUAAGGAGGGGGUCCACCAGAGGAGCUCGUGCGAAAACCGGGCCAAGCACCUCAACUCCUGCCUGCUGAACUCCAAAAUGCUCAAUGGCGACGCCCACAAGGCCGUGCUGCCUAGCUGCACGGGCGGCGCCCUGCCCCGCCACGCCGGCAUGGCCCAGAGCCGCUGCCCCAAGGACAUGCUGAGGUCGGAGCGGGAGCUGGCUCCCCACGAGUCACCCCAGCCCUACAGUGAGUGCCUGGAGCGGCGCCAGAUGCUGCACCACUCGGUCUCCUACACCGUCCCGUCCAGCCUGCCCGCCAUCCCGCCCCCGCUCAGCACCUCGGCCGCCACCUUCCCCUGCCUGCAGCUCCACUCCAGCCCCGACGGGCUGUGCCCCUUGCAGGACAAAGCCGGGCGGGAGCUGAAGCUCAGCGGGGCCACGUUCGUGCCGUCGGUGGGACACUUGACCGACAAGAGCAGGUCUUUCCAGGUGGCGGCCGAGGCCUGCAGCCUGGAGCGCGGUGAGGCCAAGGAAAGGCACGAGAUGAGCUUGGAGCACACGGGCGCCUACGGGAACUCCUUCCACCAUCUCAAGGCGGAGGGCAAGGCGGACCGGAGGCUGGAGUGGGCGCAGAGCUCCAACGCCCGGCUGAAAGGCCUGGAGUAUCUGAACAGCGCUGGCUCCGAGGCCCCCUUCCCCAGCCUGCCCCAGGCGCCCAAGGGCGGCCUGGAGAAAGGCAGCUACUUCGAGAUGGCGCCGUCUCAGGACUGCUCCCGCGCCAGCCACCAGGACGCCCUGUGCGUCAAACUCAGCCAGUCCUGCUGCACUUUAGACAAGAGCUCCAAGGAGUGCCAGGGCCAGAGCGCGCAGAAGGUGGCGCGGAUACGGCACCAGCAGCACGUCCCCCCGGAGCUGGAGCUGGCGGGGAGCGGCUCCGAGGCCAGGAGGAAGGCGAUGGGCUACAAUGGAGCCCCUCUGCCCCCCUGGGGCGUGCAGGGGCAAGGCGCGCCCAUGUCCAUGGGCGAGGAGAGGAAGAGCUCCUAUCUCGACCCCUUCAGCACCAGUUUGCAGCAGGCUGCGCUAAUGACUCAGGGCUCGGUGCUGAGCCAGGACACACAGAGCCCCCCCGACGAGGUGUCGGCCAUGAAGAACCUGCUGAAAUACAGCAACCAAGCACUUACCGUGGGCCAGAAGGCCCCCUUCGUGGGGCUGGGCACCAUCAAGGGCAGCUGCGCUCAGCAGGACGGGAAAUUCCAGGCCGGGAAAGGGCAGCAGGAGCUGGAGCGGCCGGACUGCGCCCGCAGCAGAGACCAUGAGCUGGCCCACGGGGAGGGCGAGGUGCGGCAGCCGCCCGUAGGCAUCGCUGUGGCGGUGGCGCGACAGAAGGACACGCUGAGCCGGCCGGAGCCCUCGUACGGCACCAACUCCAGCCGGCAGAACAGGGUGACCAUGGGCCUGAAAGCCGGCUCAGCACGACCCAUGCACGUCAUCGACCUGGAGGCGGAGGAGGAGCGGAGCCGCCUGUGCGAGGAGCGGCUGGGGAUCACGGGCCGAGAGCUUCUUCUCCAGGAGAACAAGGACCUCGUGGACUUUGCCAGGAUCCACCCAUCCAGCGGCUGCCCAGGCGACCUCACCCCCCACCUCAUGAUCGCAGGCGGCUCCUCCCUCCAGGCCGGCCAGUUGGGAGGGGACCCCGCAGCCCACGCUCACCCGGCCCACACGCACUGGCUGCCCCGGACGCGCAGCCCCUCCAUCUGGAUGGGGGGGCACUCGUACGGCAUCAGCCACCCGGCCUUGCAUCAGAACCUGCCGCCCGGCUUCCCAGCCUCCAUGCCCAGCACCAUGCAGUCCGUGUUCCCCCUUCCCCAGGAUCCCCCAGCGCAGCUCGUCAUCCUGCCCACGGAGCCGUCAGCCCACGGCGCCCCGCACACGCUGGCUGAUGUUAUGGACCAGGCCUCGCUGUGGCCGCCCAUGUACCCGGGCCGGGGCCCCAGCUCCCACCUGCAGCACGCGGGCCAGCUCCCCGUCUACUCGCGCUCGCAGUUCCUCCGGCAGCAGGAGCUCUACGCCCUGCAGCAGCAGCAGCGGGCGGCCCAGGCGCUGGAGCUGCAGAGGCAGUCGCAGAUCCAGCGGAAGGUGGAGGAGCAGCCUGCCGAGCUGGACGAGCCAGGCCCCGAGAAGCCCCUCAAGCCGUCCCAUAAACCAGUUGCCUUAACGCCCCCCACCAAGGGCCUCUCCUCGCCGGCCCCCUGCCCUGCCAAGCUCUCACCCUGCUGCCACUCGCCUGCCCUGCGGCAUCCAUCGAAAUGCCCCUCGGUGCAUCCUGCCGCCCCCUGCACUUUACCCGUCUGCCCGGCGCCCAGCUCGGCUGUUGCUCCGCGCUCCCCGCCCGCCAGCCCCAGCCCCUCGCCCAGCUCCAAGAGCAACGAAGCGGAAGACAAGCGGGUGGAGGGGCAGCCGCCCCGGGGCUACCCCAAGUCGCUGGAGCCAGACCUGCCGCCCGGAUACACCUACCCUGCCGUCAGCAUGGGCUACUCCUCGCCGCUGGCCGUGCACACCGCCGAGCCGGCCGACCCCGACACUAUGCAAAGCGUCUCCCCGGCGGCCGAGCCCGAGCAGUCCCGGACGUUCCCUCCCACGGAGGAGCCGUGCCGGGCCAGCGCCGCGGCCGUGCUGGAGGAGGCCGGGCGGGCGGUGCAGGGCGCCACGGCCGAGCCCAAGGCCCAGGCUGUCAUGGGCCAGCAUCUCCACCACCUCCUCCUCCCCCCGGGGCAGGCCUCCGGGGAGCUGGUGGGGGCAGCGACGGGGCGGGGCCCGGCGGAGGAGCUGGGAGAGACGCCCUACGGCCCAGUGCUGGGGGGGCCCGGCUUGGCCUCGGCUCAGGGAGCUCCGGAGGAGAGCGGGGGCCUGGAGGAGCAGCCGGGGGCAGCACAGCUCCCAGGGGCACUGGCAGGCUCCCCCUCGAAGGCCUCGGAGGGCGCAGCCGGGGAGGAGCAGGUGGCAGGGCAGAAGGCCGGCUGCGAAGAGGAGCAGGAAGGCGACUCCCUGAGCCUCCUGAGGGCGGGCACCGGCCUCCAGGGCCCCCUGAGCGGGCUGGACGCACUGAUCAUCGCAGGCAUCGACCUGGGAGACCUCCCUGCCCUGAGCCCGCCCAGCGCGGCCCCCCCAGCGGCUCCCCCCUUGCCCUGCCCGUGCAGCUCAGGAAUCACCCUGCUCAGCGAACUGGCCGACCUGGAGCUCCAGCGGCAGAGGUGCGACGCGGCGGUGGGAGCGGAGGAUGAAGACUUGGUGGCUGUUAACCUUCGGAGCCUGGCAACCAUCGCUGCCCUGGUGGAGGCGGCCGACGAGGAGAGCAGCCCACCCUGCCUCAGCCCCCUGGUGGCCCCCCUGGCCCCCCGUGCACGGGGCCUGCGACGGAAAUACACCUGGACCCCCAAAACCAAACCCGUCUGCCCCCUGAAGGCCGCCAUUGAGCAGCUAGACACGCAGGAGGUGGAGAUGCGGCUGCGGCUGGCGGAGCUGCAGCGCCGCUACAAGGAGAAGCAGCGGGAGCUGGUGAAACUGCAGCGACGGCAUGACCAUGAGCACGACGAGAGCUCACGGAGUCCGGCGCGGCGCGGCCCGGGGCGGCCAAGGAAACGGAAGCAUUCCAGCAUGCUCGGCACCCUGCGGCAGAACAACGCGCUCAGCAGGGCUGACGGCAGGAAAGUCAAGGCCGUGAAGACCAGCCUGUCCCUCCUGUGCGCGGAGCUGCGGAGCGACGGCGAGCCCAAGAAGAAGCGGAGCAGGAUUGCCGAGGCGGCCUACAGCAGCCUCAAGGGCGCCCAGGACAAGGUGCGGUGCAAGAAAAACGCUGCCAAGGCGGCUCACAAGGUCUCUCAGCUGAAGCAGAAAGUGAAGAGCAAAGGGCUCCCAGCCGGCAUCAGCCCCUUCCGCAGGAAAGAGUCCAGCCCCGGCAGCCGGAUCCAGAAGAAACUCUCCAGGGCCAAGAGCACCAAAGCUGCGGCCUCCACCAAGUACCCGCAGCCGGACCCGGCCAGCCGGGAGACUGCUCACUUCAAAGCCACGCCCAGCCCGGGGGCAGCCGGCCCAGACGCAGACUACGAGAGCGAGGACGGUGCCGCCCUGUCGCCUGACGAGACCCUGCCCCCCGCCGUGGUCGGGCCCUCCCCAUCCUCGGUGGUGAAGAUGGAGGCCAAUCAGAAGGCGAAGAAGAAAAAGGAAAGGCAGGGGUUGCUAGGGCCUUGUCGAAUCUCCAGCCCAGAGGGCGAAGUCAAAAUCAAGCGGCGCCCGGGGAAGCCUGGCGCAGGGAAGCUGGAGAAAGUGCCAGCCAAGAGGAAGACGGGGGCCUGCGAGGGGACCGCCAAGAAGAAGCUGAAGGGGAAUCCCAAGGAGAGCCUGCGGCAGCUGGUGCAAUCCGGCGCGGGCAGCCUGGCAGCCAGCAACAGCCCCUUCCCCGGCACCGACGCCAGACAGUUCACACCCAGGGAGGAGGGGGCCAAGAUUUCCAGCGAGCGCCUGAAGAAAGCCACGCGCAAGAGCAAGGUGUUGCAGUCGGCCCUGCGGCGGAAGAACGGGGCGCUGGCCCUGGCCCUCUCGCCCAGGAAUGCCAAAGCCAUCCUCAGCAAAGGCAAGAAGCUGUGCAAGGUGAAGAGCAAAGUGGCCACCAAACAGUGCAAGGGGCGGGCGGUCAGCAAGCUGCUGGAGAGCUUCACCGUGGAGGACGACUUCGAGUUUGAUGACAACAGCAGCUUCUCAGAAGAGGAGGAGAGCCCUCGGCUGGGGGCUGAGCAGGGCGCAGCCCACGCGCACUCCUGUACUGUCCGGAAGGAGGACCUGCGGGACGGCCUGCGCGUGCUCAUCCCCAAGGAGGACAGUCUGCUGUAUGCCGGCAGCGUCAAGACCCUGCAGCCUCCGGACAUCUACAGCGUUGUGAUCGAGGGGGAGAGAGGGAACCGCCAGCGGAUCUACUCCCUGGAGCAGCUCCUGCAGGAAGCCGUGCUGGACAUCAGACCCCAGUCCAGCCACCACCUCCCGCCAGGAGCCAGGGUGUGCGCGUACUGGAGCCAGAAAUCCCGCUGCCUCUACCCGGGGAACGUGGUGCGAGGGCCCUCCAGCGACGAGGAGGAGGAGGAGGAGGACCUGGACUCGGUGGUGGUGGAGUUUGACGACGGGGACACAGGCCACAUCUCAGUAUCCAACAUCCGCCUGCUGCCCCCGGACUACCAGAUCCAAUGCACGGAGCCCUCCCCCGCCCUGCUGGUAUCCAGCACAUGCCGGCGGACGAAGCGGUCCUCCAGCGACGCCCCCCCGCCCAGCGAGGCAGUCCCCAGCCUGUGUGUGGAUGGGCGUGACAGCGCCGAGCCAGCCAAGAACGCCAGCAAGAAGGCCACUAGCAAAGAGAAAGCCGGUAAAGCCGAUGUGCUGGCCCUGGGUGCCAAGGCGCUGCCGCCGGCUGAUCACUUCCUGGGCCGGCGUGGCAGCCCCCUGCUGAGCUGGUCGGCGGUGGCCCAGACCAAGCGGAAGGCGGCCGGCAAGAACCCAGCCGUACUGCAGAACCUCUUUCAGCUCAACGGCAGCAGCAAGAAACUGCGGGCCAAAGAGGCGCUCUUCCCCGUGCACAGCGUGGCCGCCCCCAUCUUCGGCAACGGCUUCGGUGCCGACUCCUUCAGCAGGAUCGCCAGCUCCUAUGCCUCCUUCGGCGCCGGCGCCGGCCUGGUGCUGCCCGGCACCCAGAAGCUCCUGCGGGCCAAGAAGGUGGAGAGGCUGGAUGCGGAGGUGGGCAAGGGGGGCAGGAGGAAGUCGGGCAGCGAGUACCUGGUCAAGCUGGACCACGAGGGCGUGACGUCCCCCAAGAACAAGAACUGCAAGGCCCUGCUGAUGAGCGACAAGGGCUUUGGGCCCAAGCUGGAGAGGCCCCUGCCCAGCCAUGGCUACGCCCACCCAGCUCUGGUGGGCAAGGACAAAAAGGGGCGGGCCCCCAUACACCAGCUGCCCAUGGGGCUGGCGCUGCGCAAGUACUCGGGCCAGGCCGACUACGCCUUGAACUGUGACAGCGACUGCCACAGCUCCUACUCCGACGAGGACGAGGAGACCGGUGGGCUGGGCGCCAGCGUGCCCUCGCGCUUCAUGACGCGCCUCUCGGUCUCCUCCUCCUCCUCCGGGUCCUCCACCUCCUCCUCCUCCGGCUCCAUCUCCACCUCCAGCCUGUGCUCCUCGGACAACGAGGACUCCUCCUACAGCUCCGACGACGAGGACUCCACCCUGCUGCUGCAGACCUGCCUCACCCACCCCGUGCCCACCCUGCUGGCACAGUCCCAGGCCCUGCGCUCCAAGAGCAGCGCCCCGCAGAGGUGCUACAUCGCCAAGGCCGCCGCCGCCAGCGCCAAGGCCAAGCUGAAGCGCAAGGAGGCCCUGAGCUUCUCCAAAGCCAAAGAGUUCUCCCGGAGGCAGCGGCUGCCGUCGGUGGAAAAUCGGCCAAAGAUCUCCGCUUUCCUGCCAGCGCGGCAGCUCUGGAAGUGGUCGGGGAACCCCACGCAGAGAAGGGGCAUGAAGGGCAAGGCCCGGAAGCUGUUCUACAAGGCCAUCGUGCGGGGCAAGGAGACGCUGCGCAUUGGCGACUGCGCCGUGUUCCUCUCGGCCGGCCGGCCCAACCUGCCCUACAUCGGGCGCAUCGAGAGCAUGUGGGAGUCGUGGGGCAGCAACAUGGUGGUGAAGGUGAAGUGGUUCUACCACCCCGAGGAGACCAAGCUGGGCAAGCGGCAGAGCGACGGCAAGAACGCGCUGUACCAGUCGUGCCACGAGGACGAGAACGACGUGCAGACCAUCUCGCACAAGUGCCAGGUGGUGGGGCGGGAGCACUACGAGCAACUGACCAGGAGCAAGAAGUACCAGGAUCGCCAGGACCUCUAUUACCUAGCGGGGACCUACGACCCCACCACGGGCCGGCUGGUGACUGCCGACGGCGUCCCCAUCCUGUGCUGACCCCGCCGGGGGCGAGCCAACCACCCCCCGGCCACCCACCGGCAAACAUGCAGGGGAAAGGAGCCGGGAACCGGGGCCAGGAAUGGCCGAGCACCCUGGGGCCUUUUGCCCCCCUUUCUGGGUGGGCUGGCCGACGAAGGGCUGUGCUGACAUCGGGGGGAGCUCCCCCAGCAGCACCACCUCUGCCCGUUGGAGCCAGGCCCGGUAAUUAUGCAAACCCCGCCCAGCCGCACAACCCCGGCGGCUCCCGCGGAGCAGCGGCUCGGAUCCUGGCCGUGGGGCAGAGCCAGCCUGGCUUGCCGGAGACCCGCACACAGAGCUCUCCUUCCCAUUGGCAGGUGCGGAGAGAUUUGAAUUCAAGCCAUACUGUCCCUAGUACCUCGGACUGUUUGCCAGCAGGUAAAGCAGAAAUCAGGUGUAUUAUUCUAUUUAUUUCUCAUGUAAAUAUUGUAUUUCUUCCGGGAAGUUUUAUGGAAACAGAGAAACCGACAGACAAACGGGGGGGGGCGGGGAGGGUGUUGCAAUGCACUGUUUGCCCUCAGCCUGGCUGAGGCCAAGGACAGCUGGGGUUUUCUGUACAUAGGGAGGGAGCAGGGAGGGCCCCUGGCGUGCUCACCCCGCUGACGGGACCGCACCCGCCUGGCCGGCUGUGUAAUAUAGACCCCCCGGGGCACGCUCCCUCGGUCCUUCGGUGUAUUAUUAUUAUUAUUAUUCUGAUGCUAGUGACCCCGGCGCUCUGUCGGGGGGCACGUGCCCUGGGGCGGGAACAGAGAGAGAGUAUAUAUAUUAUUAUAAACUAGGGCAGGGAGCACACACCCAGAGCCAACUUCCCUCGGGAACCAAACACGCCCGCCACGCACAGACCUGCCGCUCCUGCAUGCACCCACGCCCCGCACAAGCAGGAGACAGGGCUGGCCUGGGCGUCUCCCUGUGGCUCCCAGCCGUGCCAGGACCCCGGGUAAAGGACAUGGGUGGAUGUGUGCAGAUGGGGGAACAGGGCGGGCAUUCGCAUGUGAACGUGGGCACGUGGAGGAGUGGGCACGCAGGGGGUGGGUACGCGGAGGGGUGCACAGGCGCUGAAAGGACAAAGUGCAGGGGUGCCCGACAGCACCGCAUCCCCUCCCAGCUGGGGCCGGGCAGCCCCAACCCUCUUUUCUGAAUCCCAUUAAUCCAUUAAACCAAACUAACCCAGACCCUCUCAGGAGAAGACGCAGGGGCCCGGCUGGAGCCAGCGCUGCCCAUGGGAAGUGGCUGCCCCAAUGCCCUGGGCUGGGGCCCAGCUGGAGCCGAGAUGUCUAUGCUCUUUGAGUGCCCUCAAGCCUGCAGCUCUGGCAAUGGGGCUUACGGCCGGGCUGCCCACCCCCGGGGGAAUUGGGGCUUUUCUGAAAGCAGAAGAACCCAGUGAGAAGGUGCCCGGGGAGGUGGGGCUGAACCAGCCGGGAACGGAUAUUGCGCCCUGCUUAGAGCCCAUUGCCCUGGUAUGCCGAGUGAUCCAGAGGGGCAGUGGGUGGCUUCCUGCAGACAAACCAAAGCACCACCCCCAGCUCACCCACCCCCCAGGGGCUGCGCUGGGAGCCCGGCAGGGACAUCCGGGAGCAGGCCCCUGCCCUUGCCGGCCCAUGUGCAGACACCCCAGCUCUCCCACCCAGCGGCUGCCAGCAUGUCUGCCACAGCUUCCCACUUCCCCCAUGGCAGCCCUGCCCUACAGGGAGGUGGCACCCGCUGGACACAAUGCUGGGCUCUGUGUGGCCCAUGCCAGCUCGGGGUAGUAUGGCCCCACUGAGCGGGCACCCCCAACCAAGGACCAGAUGGCCCCGAGCUGAUGUAAUGUGUUCGGAGGUGCCCCCACGCUCCCAAUACUUUGCUGUCUGUGGUUUCUGCCCACUCCAGUCAGGACCCACGCCCUCAAUGGGGCAGGGGGACGCUGGCCCGUCCCAGCCCCCCCUAAAGCUCCAGAUAGAAGAGAAAGGAGCCUCCCCUCCCCCCGGUGGUCUCAGAGGAACCCAGAUUCCUGAUGAGUGCGUGAGACGCCCCCCCGCAUCCCCCCAGCGGCCGUGCCCCCUCCCCGUGGCUAUGCUGUAGAUGUGUAAAGGGCCGUUCUGCGCCGAGGGGAGGGGUUUUUUUCAAUGUAAACACUAAAAAAACUACAACAAAAAAAGGGGGCAAAGACCCCGGUUUUCUGAACAGCAGACGAUGUAAAGGCCUUUUAGUAUGGAACUUUUCUAUCGAUAACUUGGCUUAUGAAUAAAUAUAUGAAACCUU